Trichoderma asperellum CBS 433.97 is the source of this 573-nucleotide messenger RNA. Lineage: Eukaryota; Fungi; Ascomycota; Sordariomycetes; Hypocreales; Hypocreaceae. The record is from RefSeq and is a predicted model, not a curated record.
UACCAGAAUUAUUACACAGAACAUUUUCAAUUUGACCCUUCCCGCACAGCUAUUCUCGGUGGAAUCCAGACAUUUCUUCUCCUCUUUUCCGGUGACGCUGCGGGACCUCUGUAUGAUGCCGGCUAUACGCGCCUCCUGGCUGGGACUAUAAUGCAGCGCCUUUGCAUAGAAUACUGGCAAUUUGUCUUGGCCAAAUCAUUUUGUAUUGGAUUCGGCGGUGGUUUAAUAUCAUUCUUAACCCUAAAUGUAUGUGGAAGUAUUUGCAGUUUAAGAAAAAAGAUUGCGAAUGCAGAUUUUGGCUUUUGUAUUAUUGUAAUAAUAAAUAUAGCCUCAGCCCUAGGGUGUAUAUUACUUAGUUCUAUCAGUUUAUGUAUAAGUUUUUUAAUAUAUGCAUACCCAUUAUCAAGCACCUUAACACUCAUCUUUGCACUUGACUUUGAUGGCGCACGCAAUGUCGCCUCAUUUAUUGUUAGUGGAAUUUAUAGAGGCAAUACUAGUCUGUUCUUUGUGCCACAACCAAUUGUUUUGAUUGAACUGUGUCCCAUCUUAAGCUUAUCGGGACGCGUGUUGUAA